Molecule: messenger RNA, 410 nt
Organism: Acanthoscelides obtectus
Lineage: Eukaryota; Metazoa; Arthropoda; Insecta; Coleoptera; Chrysomelidae
Source: the annotation of a GenBank genome assembly
AACAAAGUCUGUUAUUCAAACACUUCUCAAAAAUCUUCCCAAAUACAUUGAUAACUGAAAUAGGUCUAUAAUUGAACAUAUUGUCUUUACUUCCAGAUUUAAAUAUUGGUGUCACUAUGCUUUCUUUAAAUAGGCGAGGAAUUCCUGAGGUUGAUAAUGUGAGUUAUAGGAUUACAAACUAUUUGCUGUAACUCUAUGUUAUCCUCUGGAGUUAGAAACAUAGAGUGAGCAAUGUUGACGACAUGAGGAUCUGAUGUAUCAAGAAUUGAGUUUUGAUCAAUCUGACUUGUUAUUUGCUCACCUAUAUCAACAAAAUAUUUAUUAAAAACACAGGCUAUAUCAGUGGGAGCGUCCAGCUGCUGAUUAUUGUGAUUAAUUGAUUUUACGUCAUUUUUUUUUAUUUUGCCAGC